Messenger RNA from Aspergillus heteromorphus CBS 117.55, 903 nucleotides. Its product is annotated as bZIP transcription factor. Lineage: Eukaryota; Fungi; Ascomycota; Eurotiomycetes; Eurotiales; Aspergillaceae. The coding region runs from base 1 to 903 and encodes 300 amino acids. Gene Ontology annotation, molecular function: DNA-binding transcription factor activity. The record is from RefSeq and is a predicted model, not a curated record. The transcript has a single exon. Gene Ontology annotation, biological process: regulation of DNA-templated transcription.
AUGCUUGCGAACCACAGUCCCAUCACCUCAACCCGGGGAAGUCCCUCCGCCUCCGACGAACAAUUGGAUUCGAAAUAUCUCUCGAUAUUCGACAGUCUCUUGUUUGACGGCGAUUCCUCCACAGAGGGCUGUCCAUCGGCUGGCUUUUUGACUCCUCAACUCCCAACUUGCCCUGAACCUCCAAGUACUGCCUCUAUCUCCGGAUCUCCUGAGCUGUGGUACCAUUCCGAUUUCAUGUCGCAAGACCACCCCUACAACAAUACGGAUACCUGCAAUACCCUGUCCAUGUUCCCGUCAUUCGACACAAACUCUUCAGUGCCAGUGUCAGGCGACUUUACAUUCAAUCUAGACCAGUUGAUGGCUCCACAGCCUAGCCUGGCGGGCAUCAAUUUCUCCACGUCCGGUAUCAUGGUGCAGAAACCGAAAAUAGCGGAAACAGAAUAUUCCAAUUCAUCGUCAGAUCUACCAAACAGCAAAAUUUAUAUCCCACAAGAGCCCACUCUUCUCCAACCUUCACUCUCACAACAUCCCCCACCAUCUCCACAAAGGACAUCUCACCAAUCUCCCACCCAAGCCCCCAAGAACAACGGCACACCCUCAAAUUUCGAUCCGCCCCGAAGCAAAAAGCGCUCUCUCGCAAGCUUCACCAAAGAAGAUUCCAGUGGAAGCGACAGCACCACCUCAAACUCCGAGGAAGAACGCAUCCUAGAAAAGCGACAACGCAAUAAGAUGGCCUCGCGGCGACUACGCCAGCGGCAGAUCGACCAUGUGUCUGAUCUGGAGUCACGGCUGGAGGAUAUGACCAAGGAGCGGGAUGAUUUGCGCUUGCAGGCCGCAAAAUGGGAGGCUGAGGUGAUGGUUAUGAGGAAGUUACUCGAUCAUGGGAGUGCGAGUAACUCAUAG